This is a messenger RNA of Cydia splendana, 1832 nucleotides long. RefSeq names its product protein GUCD1. NCBI's taxonomy places the organism in Eukaryota, Metazoa, Arthropoda, Insecta, Lepidoptera, Tortricidae. The transcript has 5 exons. The record is from RefSeq and is a predicted model, not a curated record. The coding region runs from base 139 to 813 and encodes 224 amino acids.
UCUUUUCGGCGAAAUGUAUGACUAAUAAAAAUGUACUUCUUAUGGCUUAUAGCAUAUUCUCCAUAUUCUAAACUUAUUUCAAGUUAACAAACAAGUAUAGCUCUCCUUAAUGUUACAAAAGCACCAAGUCUGAUUAAAAUGGGUUCUGCAGCAGAAAAUGUGUAUGCUGAGCAUGAAUUGGAGCACUUCACUCAGCGGUAUUCAUGGGACUGUGGUGUGGCUUGCGUCACAAUGCUGCUGGACCCAGCACAGCGCCAGGAGCUGUUAGACAACUUCGAGCAGGUCUGCAAGGAGGAGGGCUUCGGGCAAAUCACAUGGACCAUUGAUCUGUGUUAUUUGUUGAAGAAGUUUGAGAUCCCUCACUGCAUGCACACCACUAUGAUGGGGGUGAAUGAGGCCCACAGGAAACACAAAUACUACCGGAAUAUCAUUGAUAAGGACCGCCUCCGCAUCUCUCAACGCUUCGACUCCGCAAACGCCGUUGGCAUAGAGUUGGUAGAAGGCCACCUGCCAAUGGACGCCAUAGUGCGUCAUCUGCGUCAUGGCCCAGCCUUAUUACUCAUCGAUGCAGGACUGCUGUCGUGCGACCUCUGUAAACACAACAAGCUGAAGGCGGACUUCAGGCGCUGUUUCGGCGGCUCUUUCACCGGCCACUUCGUCCUACUAGUGGGCGUGUGUCGCAACAAACUGCUGUACCACGAUCCCGCCUUAAGGCCACGCACAUGUGCCACCAGCAUGGCGCGCAUGGAGAGGGCUAGAGCCCCGCCUACUGAUAGAGACGUUGUACUUAUUUAUAAGGAGUACAGGAGGUGACGAGCUCUACCGUGUUACCGAUCCCGCCUUAAGGCCACGCACAUGUGCCACCAGCAUGGCGCGCAUGGAGAGGGCUAUAUAGAGCCCUGCCUACUGAUAGAGACGUUGUACUUAUUUAUAAGGAGUACAGGAGGUGACGAGCUCUACCGUGUUACCGAUCCCGCCUUAAGGCCACGCACAUGUGCCACCAGCAUGGCGCGCAUGGAGAGGGCUAUAUAGAGCCCCGCCUACUGAUAGAGACGUUGUACUUAUUUAUAAGGAGUACAGGAGGUGACCAGCUCUACCGAGUUACCGACCCCGCCUUAAGGCCACGCACAUGUGCCACCAGCAUGGCGCGCAUGGACAGGGCUAUAUAGAGCCCCGCCUACUGAUAGAGACGUUGUACUUAUUUAUAAGGAGUACAGGAGGUGACCAGCUCUACCGAGUUACCGACCCCGCCUUAAGGCCACGCACAUGUGCCACUAGCAUGGCGCGCAUGGAGAGGGCUAGAGCCCUGCCUACUGAUAGAGACACUUGUCUAUAAAGAGUGCAGGAGGUGACGAAGAGACAGGGUUUUAUUUUAUUUAUUUAUUUAUUGUUACUUAUUUACAAGAGUGUGUUCCGAAAAAAGAUUCAUUCAUUUAUUCAUAGUAAUAUUUAAAAUCCACAUGUUGAGAUGAUAUGUUAAUCAUGUGACAAGAGAAAACUGGAAUUUUAUUAUUUAAUUCUUUUGUUGAUGUAAUUUUGAGAAUAGAUUAUAAAUAGUCAUUACUAAGAAAAUACGGAUAAUACUUACCUAUUUUGCCAUUAUUUUACCUUUUAUUGUAUGUGCUAAGAGCUAAUAUAUAUUUAUUUCAAAGAGAUACAGUAAUGUAUUUAAUUUUGGCUUACUUAUAGGUAUAAUAAAUAUAGGAAUUUAUGUUCUCUCUACCUACACUAAUAUGAUCAAAUCUAAAUAUAUCCGAAUUAAUUAUUAUGUCCAUGACAAAGAGUUUUUUUUAAUACUUAAAUUGUUUAUAUUAAUGCAAAAUGGCCGUAUC